Messenger RNA from Amoebophrya sp. A120, 3168 nucleotides. Lineage: Eukaryota; Dinophyceae; Syndiniales; Amoebophryaceae. The record is from the annotation of a GenBank genome assembly.
AGCGAAUCCUAUUUAGCUUUGCCACUGUGUGUCAGGUAUCAAGCAUUUAGCAUCGGUUCCUCAACUAAAGACUUUUUUUAUUUGGUUCUGUGACUUCGAGCACCUCCUUUACAAAUCUUCAUUUUUCUAAAGGUGUGGCCUUUUUCAAGAUAUCGACCUCGGGAUUACAAGUAUAACGUACGAACACGAAGGAACGAAUUCUAUAUUUUUGUAUCUAUAAUUUUUGGAAGCAACAGCAAAGCAAUCGAUGGCACUCCCGUCGUAAUCAUUCUUCUGGCCCUCCCAGUGAAACAAAACGAAAAAGCUCCAGCAUUUCCGAAACACCAAGCAAUACCUCCCGUCCCGGUCUUCAAAGGAAGACCUUCCCUUCGUCAGAAGGACAUCAGCAUCACGUGAAGAUCAACAUUUCACUGCUGCUGGUUUGGGUCUGUUCACUGCUGCUGCUGGUUUGGGUCUUUCGGGACACGAACAAGACGGACCAUCAUGCCGGCCAUGCAAGCGGGAGUCGACUAUGAGAAAAAGGAGGAUGCGCCGUACCAGCCCGACCUUCCAACGGUAAAAACCGAAAAGGCGUACAAAAAUCUCGUUUUCCUGAACACCCCGGCCGCGCGGAACAUACGGAUACAAUGUGAAUUCCAAGAGCCCGGCUGUCGACUGCUCGAGGAGGUUCAUUAUAGAUACCCGGUUUUUUUUCCAAAUUACUUUCGAAUCUCGCAUCUAUUCGGUCCUCUAGUUGAUUGCGCAUACACGUAGGGAUUGUGCGCAAAAUUCCUCACUUUGUUUCAAAAGUCCGGACACAUCAUGUUCAUCGAUCUAGACAACCUACUUCUCACAUCACCAGGAAGUGCACAACAUUGUCAUGUUUUUCGGUAGCGCGCGGGCCAAAUCUCGCGAGGAGUUCGAACGCGCGUUGGAAACCGCCGAGCCCGGGAGCCCGGAGCGGGAUAAGCUUUUGCGGACCGAGUUUAUGGUGAAAUUCUACGAGGGUAUUCGCACUCUGACCGAAAAGUUUAGCGACUGGAACCACCAACGCGUCCACGAUGGAAAGGGAAGAUACGUCGUCGGUACCGGGGGCGGGCCGGGCAUGAUGCAAGCCGCAAACGAGGGCGCGUACCGGGCCGAGGCACCCAGCGUUGGAUUCGGAAUCUCUCUCCCCUUCGAAACAGGACUCAAUCCGUACAGAUCUAUUUCCCUUCACUUGUUGAUUUGAAAAUUGACGUUAAUGCUGUUUCUUGUACUAUGCUAUCACCGUCCUUGCUGCAACUGCAAAUGAUAAUUCGUCAAAAUGCAUUAUCGUCAUCAAGAUCAAAUUCAAAGUGAACCUCGGGAACAAGUCCCUAUAACAAGGCCGCUAGUGCGGUACCACCAUAUGCAAAACAUGUGCAGCACAACAAGAUGAACAGAGAAACACCGAACAACAGGUACGUAUCCCCCCCGCUAGCGUUCGAGUUUCACUAUUUCUUUACGCGUAAGUUUUGGAUGGCGUACAAGAUCUGCGGGUUGGUGUGUGCCCCCGGAGGGUUCGGCACCCUCGACGAGUUGUUUGAGAUCCUGACCUAUCAACUGCAAAUAUGUCUGGGUCUGGAAGAUUGCAAGAUUUGUCAUGCUAGUCUGGCAUGACUCUUGCUCUUCACUCUGUAUUGCGUGGCCACGAACAGCCUGUCUCGCCUGUCAUGCAAAAACGCAGUUUCUCAUUCGGAAUGCGUAGCGCAGAAGCACGAAAAAACUUGCCAUGCUUGGCUGCGCAUUACAGUUCACUCGUUGUUCACUGACUUGCAUCACAAGUUUCCAGACCCAGACAUAUUUGCAUUUGAUAUGACCCUGAAGCAAACCGGGCGGAUCAAAAGACCCAUUAUCAGAAGAAAGAAGUGUUACAGUUACACAUUGUGUUGCAAGCCCAGCAUGAGAGACAACCUCUGUGAUGCCAGAAAUGCUUCCGAGCUUCAUUUCAUACGUGUUUUCCCUUACGAUCUGUGCAUUGCAAGUUUUCCCUCUCAUGCAGAGAAAAUUUGUGUUGCUGAAGUUACAUCAAAUGUGUAACUGUAACACUUUUUUCUUGUGAUACCCAUCCCGAUCAUUUUGUUCGGAAAAUCGUACUGGGAGGGCAUACUCAACUUCCAGGCGAUGUGCGAUCAUGGGAUGAUUUCCCAGGACGACGUCAAUUCGCUCUUCCUCACCGACGACGCCGAUGAAGCUCUCAAGUUCCUCUGUCAGAGCUUGGAAGACGUACUUUUACAGAAAAUGUUUUACCUGGCACGAUACUGGAUGAUUGAUUUGUUCUUCAAAUGUCUGGCCGGCAUCGCUCUUCAAGUGGACCAAACCACAUGUUGGUGUGUGUAAAAAUGCACUACCUAUGCCAAAUACGUAACUCUAUCUCUAACAGAAUCUAAAUCCUAAAAUAAUCGCAGGUCGAAGCCGAUUUUGAGAGUCAGGGAUCCCCGUUUCUGGCGCCCAUGCGGGACAGCCAGGGCGGUUACGUGCACGACGCCAUGGGCCGCAUGCGCCGGCAGAGCGGGGAACAGGCUCGGAGUCCCGAACUCUCUCCGCAGACGGACACCAAUAGUCCCGGAGGUGGCGGAAGCCAGCCCGAGUUCCAGAUGGUGCAAGGCCAGCAGGGCAGCGGGGGUCAGGGCGCAGAGAAGAAGAAACCCAGCGGCAACAAACCCACCGAGAGUGUGAUAUAACUUUAACAGCUGACCUAUUUGUAUUUGCAGUAAAGCGAUUGGAACUUGCGCUUGCUGCGUUGCGACCAACUGGUACACUUCGAUUUCUUUUUGCACCAGCUGCAGUAACUCAAUGAGAGCUCUCACACCCCAGCAAUGAAAAUACAACGAUAAUAUCUGAGUUACUAGAAGUCAACAGGAGCAGCUUUCUCUUGUGUUUUCCCACAAACGACCUUCGCAUCAUCUUGGCUCCGAUAGUAAGAAUGGAAACAAAAAGCGCACAAAUUUGAAGCCUUCAUAUAAUGACUUUUUCAACCUAUGACUUCCUCUUCAGUACCGCAGAUUUCAUGAAUUGCGACCUAAAGAAAGGAUAGGUACUGAAUCUGAAACUUCAGAUGAAUGCUUUGGUCUUAUGGAAAGAACAGCGGUUCUGCUCUUCUUAAUCUUGUAAAAAAAAGAAACAAAGAAAAAUAUAUGUUGGGCACAACCUGCCGAUGCCUUUCGC